UGUACGACCAUGGGUUGCAAAGAUAAAGGGAUUAUAAACUUAGAGUUUGUUGCUAAGACUCAAUAUUUCUUUGGAUGUUGUCUUUUGGAGGUUAGAUUUUUUUGUAGAAGAUAUCUUUAACUUUCUCCUCUCCACCUUGAUGCAUUGUAAAGGAGAUGUUAUCUAUCUAGAGGUAUAUAUCAUCAAUGAGUAAAAAGUAAGCUCUUACGACCCCCCCCCCCUCCGUGCCUUUACGAGGCGCAUAGUUAAACUCGCCGGGCCUAGAGUUACGAUACCUCCGUCUGUAGCGUCUUAAUCUCCAGUUCCGCCAUUCCACUCAGUACCGCGGUAACUUUAGACUUGGACACAUCACACAGUGUGUGCUUCUCUCCCGGCUCAAUCAAACAAAAAUAUUAGUGUAGUUUAGGGGUGUUUCCAUACUAAACAUCUCGUGAGAAAAGUAUCGUCAUGCUUAUGCAACAAUCGAUUAUUUACUAAAAAAACGGAGUAGAAGAUUCCUUCACCAAAUACUUGUGGUUUCUCACACAUCUAAUUAAACCGUACACGCAACCCCUGAGAAACGUUGUGUGUGUCAAGAAGUUUAAAAAUCAUGAUCUGUUAAGGACACUCUAGACCUUUUCAGCCAACAAUCAUUUCUCAGCUUCAUGAUUCGUGAUCCGGUAUUUAGGUUUAGAACACGAUAGCUCUAGAGAAACAACGUUUCCUGAACUGACACCUAAUCCCCCCCUCUCCCUCCUUCUUAACAAACCAUACCCAGAAUCUAGAUGGGAGGUUAAGCCAGAUUGCAAGAGAAAUCUCAGCCCUUAUGCAAAUCUAACCUUUUCAUGGUACCAACCUGCCGCCCAUUCCAGAGAAGUAUGCAAAAAAUCCUCGAGUGAAAAACUAUGAAAUCCACGAGAAAAAUGUGAAAAUGCGCGAGUAGGUGAAAACGGGACAAAACGGUAAUUAAUGAGCUUGAUAUCUUUAUGAGGUUAGGGUUCGGGUCCUGGGAAUCCUUUCUCCGGGUACAUUACCGAGUACAGUGUUCACCUAGACAGGAAGAGGAACUCAGGCGGGUAAUGAUAGCAAGACGGAUAGAUAGAUAGAUAGAGUUUUCUAGAAUCAUGUCUCGGGACUCAGAAAGCUGUGUUACCAUUGUAGCAGUGGACUCAGAACCGAAUCCAAACGAAGUUGAUUGGUCUGUGGGGUUAUAUAAUAAAGAAUUGAAAGAACAAAGCAUUGAAGAAAUAUGGAAACAAACUGUUGAAACAGCCAGUAAACUAGACUGGCAAAAUAUACAGACCGGAUUUCCUGUUGAGUUUAGAUUAGGAGAACCGGUUAAACCGGUUAAACCUUGUAAAAUCCGGAUAAACAUUAAUGGAUCAACAUCUCUGCCAGAGACAUCAAACAUGCUCUGCCCGAAUGUAGAGUCAAUCAACAGUCUUAAAGAACUCUCUGGCAAAGAAGAUGCAAAUGAAUAUUUCCGACUUGAAACUAUAACUCCAAUUUCAAGAAAUAAACCUUGUUCUUCUUCUAAACCUAUCCUCCCUCCUAAGCCUAAAAUCUGGUUCCGCCCUAAGACCCCUGUGCAAGUGCCUAAACCAAAGGACCCCCAUUUACUUGAUAGAUUUGUAGAUCUGCACCCAGUUAAUUUUAAUCACAUGGGAACCAGGAUGGAAGAGAUAAGAUCAGAAGAUAAGUUAGAUAAUGCCACACAUAUUUCUUGUACUCAGCUUUCCUUAGAAGGAGUUGUAGACAUACAUUUAGAAGAUCAACAUGACAUGCGUUUAACAAAAGUAGCAGAUCUUGAUGAACCAGAAUGUGUAGCAACCCUGACAUUUUCAGAAGAAACUGAACUAUCUGCCCCCAACUCAACUUCAGCAGAGAACUUUUCACAAACUUUUACUGGAAACGUAGUGACUCCUUCAGAAGUAGUUUCUUCCUUUAGAGAAGAAGUGACAGCUCAUUCUGCAGGAUUAGCUAAAGGUCAUUAUUCCAUAGCAGAAGCUAAGAGUCUAACUCUUCCAUUGGUUACAGCAGAUGACAUGUAUUCAAUAGAAGGAAAACUUCAACCAACAAAUGAUAUUCAAAUGCAAAAUAGGACAAUGCAAGCAUCAAGAUCAAUGGAAGUAAAUGAUCAAGAACCAGUGGUAGACAUCACAAUUGAUCUUCUGGAAAUCGAUCAAUUUUUCUCUUCUCCUAAAAACAAAGAACCCCCAGAAGAACCGGAAAUAAGAAAAUAUUCCCCUCCUCCAGCAUGCAAUCCAUCUAGAAUACCAAUCCGUAAACAUCCCGGUGGUAGGAAGGAUAGCGGUAUCAGUCUCACAGAUAUAUCAGAGCUUUCGGAGUCUCCCAGAUACUCAUCAUCUGAAAGCGUGGAUGGAAAGAUGCUGAUUGUUGGAAGAAAGGACAGUGGGAUUAGUAUUUCCUCUCCUACUAGCUCCGCUGAAACCUCUCUUGAACUAAAUUCUCUAGUUCAGAAGGAUGAGUAUAGAUCUGUUAGUGUAGAGAAAGGUGAAAGGUCUGCUAGAAUUACUACACUUGAACCGAUGAAUCUCGGGGUUACAAAAUUGGGUGGAUUAAUCAGACAGUUUUCAGCCUCGGAAUCAAGUCUUCAAACUCAUACUUUAAAAUCCUCUCGAAUUCCAACUCAACCCCAAGCAACUCUAAAACCUAGAAUUUCAUCAAACUGCUACAAUUUUCCAUCACCAACACGCUCCAUAUCUGUACCUGGUAAGAGAAAAGAAACCUCUUCAAUAGACUUUCAGCCUGCAGGGUUGGUUCGAGACACCAGACUUCGAUCUGGUAGUUUAUACUUUACACCAGGGGGAGCUGACUUCAAAUCCUUCUCAUCCAUCCCUGAUAUGUCUUCAGGACGGAGCACUCCAUCAUCAAGUAGAUCAAGGAUACCCGUCAGGGUUCAAUCCCUAGACCGGAAUUAUUCACGUUGCUCUACCCCAGGGUUGAAUGAGAGACGGAGACAAAGUUGUUUUUCGUUCUCUACCCUAGAGAAUGAAGUAGAAUAUAUUGAACACGCGUAUCUUCACCUUCAAAAGGAGUUUAUAGAUCUUCAACGUUCAUAUCAACUCCUUCAAGCCAGAUUAAACCCUUUAAAUACAGAUCCAGCAAGAUUUGAAGUGAACAGAAGCAAACUAGAGAAUAAUCUUAUCCUUGCUGAAUCAAGAAUAAAGGAUUUAGAAUCUCAGGCCAGUUCUAGAGUGUUGAUUGAUAUCGGCCUUGAUCCUAUAGAAACCUUCCCCGCCCUUCAUAAUGUCAGGGAGGCGUGUCUUCAUUCCCCCACAGACCCGGGAUAUCAUUCAGCCACGCCUUCAGUUGCCUGUGACGAGGAAAUUUUUGAAAUUCACCGAGAUUUUAGGGUUACCGAGGAUAAUUCUGAAAUUGAUCAGCUAAACAGCCUAAAUAAUAAUCUGAAAAAGACCAAAAUGUUGAAAGAUCAGGAGGAAAGGGAAACAGACAAACAGAAUGAAAUGAAGAAGAAGGAAGAAGAGAAAAUGAGAAUAAAGAAGAUGGAAGAUGUUGAAAGAAAAAUGAAAGAGAGACAGGAGGGGAUUGAAAACGAUCUUCGUUUACAGAUCUUAAAUCUGAACCAGAAACUUUAA
Molecule: messenger RNA, 3599 nt
Organism: Eurytemora carolleeae
Lineage: Eukaryota; Metazoa; Arthropoda; Copepoda; Calanoida; Temoridae
Source: RefSeq, a predicted model, not a curated record